UUUUCCAUAAUCUUCCCCAAGGACACAACCAGAACUCCCUGCCCACAAUAGUUAAUGAAAUUAGAACCCCAUUUCCUUGAUAACCUGAAGUUGUGAGUAUCCCUUGAGCUUGCAGGCUGGGGCAUGGAGGAACUUUGCUAUAACUUUGAGCAGGGAGACCCCACUCCGGAAUCUCUCCUCUGGGAGCCAGCAGAUCCCGACACACAUUUGGAGAACUUCCUCCUGGAGUGCCUGGCAGAGCCCUCCUGGCCAGGGCCAGGCAGUGCUGAGCCGGACAAGGGCCCAGCUGGGCGGCCCCGGCAGCGCCGCGCCGCCAACCUCCGCGAGCGGAGGAGGAUGCUCAGCAUCAACUCGGCCUUCGAUGAGCUGCGCAGCCACGUGCCCACAUUCCCCUACGAGAAACGCCUCUCCAAGAUCGACACGCUGCGCUUGGCCACCGCCUACAUCGCCCUGCUCAGGGACAUCCUCCUGUCCGGCCGCCACCCCAGAGCCUACGUGGAGCAGUGCCUGAGGAGUGGCUCCCAAAGCGCCCAGCGGGCUGCUUGGAACACCAGUGAUCUGACAGCCCGCCUGUCCUGGGUAAAGUGGGAUUAAGGAAAACCUGGAUUGCUGGGUAACCAGCUGCUCAAUUCCCAGCACCGCAAAUGAGAACGCGGCGCUAAGGACCUCAUUCAUUGUCCCAGAGCGCUUUCUCACUACAUUUCCAGCACCCAGCCCUUUUCUCUGUUCAUUCAUCGCUCUUUAGGGCCCUUCUGCUUUUCUUUCUCACUGCUGAUAGAGCUGCACUCACUUAAAAACAGCAUGACACUAAAAACCAGUGCCAGCAGAACCACAGCCCCGAUGUUUUCUCUUCCACUGGGUGAGGAUUGUGUCCAAAUCCCAUUUCCAGCACAUGAGAAACAAGAUCAUAAGAAAAAAUCUAAGCAACACCUGUGAAAGUCUAGUGCUUGGCUUAAAAUACCUGGGGUGAUUUGUUAUGAAAGUCACCAGUGAUUCAAAGACCAUGAAAAUCUGAGAGGUGAGACAUGGCUCUGUAGAUAUCCAAAAUUCCUCAUGUCUUCACAGAAUCCCAGAUAGAUUUGAGUUGGAAGGGACCUUAAAGCUCAUUCAUUCCCACCCCUGCCAUGAGCAGGGA
Molecule: messenger RNA, 1135 nt
Organism: Catharus ustulatus (Swainson's thrush)
Lineage: Eukaryota; Metazoa; Chordata; Aves; Passeriformes; Turdidae
Product: helix-loop-helix protein 13-like
Exons: 2
Coding region: 124-594 (156 amino acids)
Biological process (GO): regulation of transcription by RNA polymerase II; developmental process
Molecular function (GO): DNA-binding transcription factor activity, RNA polymerase II-specific; RNA polymerase II transcription regulatory region sequence-specific DNA binding; protein dimerization activity
Source: RefSeq, a predicted model, not a curated record